GCUUUUCAAAGAUGCGUCUACGUUUUUGCAAAUCCUUCAUUCGGCUAAACCACAAACAGUACCCUUUAAAGUCGAAAGCGUUGUGUGUCCAGCUGCACACUGGCCGUCCUCAGCUUACACACAGCUACUAUGAAGAGUUGUACCCUGGUCACAUCAACACCACCCCCCUCCAGAAAGCCUUGCUGGCUGUUGGAUCAGGUGUGGCGGCACUGCAGAACCCUUACAGACACGACAUGGUUGCGGUGCUUGGUGAGACCACCGGACACUUGGCGCUCAUAAAUCUAAGGGACAGGAUGAGAAAUGACCCCGAAGGUUACCUGGUCCUAACAGAGAGGCCGAAGAUCCGACUGUCUACACUGGACCUGACAAAGAUGGCCUCCCUGCCUGACGGUUCUUUUGGGAGAGAGUACCUCCGUUUUUUGGAGGACAAUAAUGUGACGCCCGACUCGAGGGCAGGGGUGAAGUUUGUGGACAACGAGGAGCUGUCUUACGUCAUGCUGAGAUACAGAGAGGUGCACGACUUGUUGCACACUUUACUGGGCAUGCCCACCAACAUGCUGGGCGAAGUGGCAGUGAAAUGGUUCGAAGCUGCCCAGACGGGACUUCCCAUGUGUGCUCUGGGAGCUUUGCUGGGACCAUUUCGGCUCAAUUCAAGGCGCUUGCGAUCUCUGCUCACAACUCUGGGCCCCUGGGCCCUGCAGAACGGCUGGCAGGCCCGCUGUGUCCUCAGUGUCUUUUAUGAGAGGCGAUGGGAGCAGAACCUGGAGGACCUCAGACGAGAGCUCAACAUCCAGCCUCCACCACUCAGUUUGAUGAAGAACACCUGAAGGAGCCAACAAACAUCCCUUCAGGGACUAUUUGUAUAAAAAAACUGACUGAAUCACAGACAAACAGGAAAUGUUCGGGAUUGCAUUUUACGACUGAUGUAAUUGUCUAGAGGAAACGGGGGAAGUUUGUUCUUUGUAACGUCUGACUUGUUUCAACUUGCAUCCUGAAUUUGUUUUCUUUCAUCAGCUGUUACUCACGCCAGCAUCUGCUCAAGUAAUGUUGAAAUUUUUAAUUUCUUAUAGUGUUUGACUGCAGGCCUGAUUCAACAGACUGUCAGAUGAGGUUUUGUUGUGCAACAGCAUUAACAGAAAUAAAUUUCAGGUCGAAAUCAUCUCUAAUACUACAUGCGUUAUGCUUUUAUUUUGUAUCA
Nematolebias whitei (Rio pearlfish) is the source of this 1198-nucleotide messenger RNA. It is a transcript of the gene coq4, whose product is annotated as coenzyme Q4 homolog (S. cerevisiae). Gene Ontology annotation, biological process: ubiquinone biosynthetic process. The record is from RefSeq and is a predicted model, not a curated record. The coding region runs from base 12 to 827 and encodes 271 amino acids. NCBI's taxonomy places the organism in Eukaryota, Metazoa, Chordata, Actinopteri, Cyprinodontiformes, Rivulidae. Gene Ontology annotation, cellular component: mitochondrion; mitochondrial inner membrane. The transcript is spliced from 7 exons.